This is a messenger RNA of Cuculus canorus (common cuckoo), 10052 nucleotides long. It is a transcript of the gene CHGA, whose product is annotated as chromogranin A. Bases 145 to 1545 code for a protein of 466 amino acids. Lineage: Eukaryota; Metazoa; Chordata; Aves; Cuculiformes; Cuculidae. Gene Ontology annotation, cellular component: chromaffin granule. The transcript is spliced from 8 exons. The record is from RefSeq and is a predicted model, not a curated record. Gene Ontology annotation, biological process: negative regulation of catecholamine secretion; negative regulation of insulin secretion; defense response to bacterium.
GUGCCCCAUCUAGGAUCUUCAGCCAGGGCACUGGCAUAAGACGCGCACGGUGCUGGUCUCCCCCCAGCACCUCACCUGGAGCCCUCACGCUAGGACCUGGAUCACCCUCUGCUCCUGUCUCCCUCCUUCCAUCCCGCCAGCACCAUGAGCUGCCCAGGACUGCUGGCCGUCCUGCUCCUGGCCGUGCCAGCUAUCUCCCUUCCCGUGACAAAUGACAUGAAUAAAGGGGACACUAAGGUGAUGAAGUGCAUUGUAGAGGUCAUCUCUGACACUUUAUCGAAGCCAAACCCUCUGCCGAUCAGUGAGGAAUGCCUAGAAACACUGAGAGGAGAUGAACGAAUCAUUUCUAUCCUUCGCCACCAAAAUUUAUUGAAGGAACUUCAGGAAAUUGCUGCUCAAGGUGCCAAUGAGAGAACUCAGCAGCAAAAGAAAAACAGUGGCUUUGAAGAUGAACUUUCUGAAGUCCUUGAAAGUCAGAAUGACAAGAACAAGCAGAGAGAUGCAGCAGAGGAGCGCCCUGAAGAGGAGCGGCCCGCAGGGUCCGUGGCUGAGCUGGCAGCACAGAAAACCCUGCAGAAUGAAGAUUCAGGUGAGGAGGGCAAAAACAGCCUGGAGGAAAGGGAGCCCAGACCACGGGAUACAGACCCUGGAGAGGAGGAUCGGGAGGAAGCAGAGAGCAAUGAGAUCAGGGGUGCAGAGAAUGCCCAGCAGGAUGAAACUUUGGACAACCGCAUCAGCAAAGGCUUCAGUGAGGAUGAGCGGCAGCAGCAAGGAGAUGAAGAGGAGCAGCCCAGAGGCCCCAGGGACAGCCUGGAGCUCGAGGAUGGGGGAGAGCAGCCAUCGAGGCAUGGCCAGAAGAGUAAGGAGGCUGCAGGGGAGCGUGUGGAGCGGGAGGAUGACAGAGGAGAUGCUGCUGCAGAGGAGGACCCUACUGAAGCAGAGAGGUCACUUGAUUUGGCUGAGGAGGACAUGGAGGCUGAGGAGAUGCAGGGAGAUGACAAUGAUGACGAUGCUUUGGGAUUCAGCAAAGAUGGGCAGAGCUCUGAGGAGGAAGAGGAAGAACAGCCCCGAGCACUGAGAGGAGGAAGGCAUCGGCUUGAGGAUGAGGAGAUGCAGGGGGAAGAGGACACCUUCCAGCCCAGGGAUGCCAGAAGCGAGGAGAUGGAGGAGGAGUCCUCCAGGGAGUGGGAAGCCUCCAAGAAAUGGAACAAAAUGGAUAAGCUGGCGAAACAGCUGACGUCAAAGAAGCGCAUGGAGGAAAAUGAAAGUGAGGAAGACCCAGACAGGUCCAUGAAAAUAGCAUUCAGGUCCCACAAGUAUGACUUCAGUCAUCCAGAGGAAGAUGUGAGAAGGUCGUGGAAGCACCACUCGAAGGAUGACAGCAGUGAAGGAGUCUUCCCACUUGUUCCCAUGCCUGAAGAAAAGAAGGAUGAGGAAGGCAGCGCCAACAGGAGAACAGAGGACCAGGAGCUGGAGAGCCUGGCUGCCAUUGAGGCUGAGCUGGAGCGUGUCGCCCACAAGCUGCAUGAGCUGAGGCGAGGCUGAGGACCCCAGCUUGCCCUGCACGGGUGAAAGCCACCGCUGCCACCCUUCUCCUUCCCCACCACGUUUCCAUUUCCUGAUUUAAAAGCAACUAAGCUGGAGCAGAAGCAUCGUGCCUAGGAAGCUGACCUUGCUAGCGCCCAGGCCUGCCUCCCUCGCCGUAGUGUUGUGCUCAUUGCUGCUUUUUCACCUCACGCUCCCCUGUCCACACGGAUGCCCACCUGCCCAGCUGGGCUCCAGUGGGUGCAAAGCGCAACCUACACCUGUAUUUUCUGUCUGGGUGGGUUUUUUUUUCCCCCUUCUUUUUUUUAAAAGACAAGAUAGCUUUCUAGAAAGUUCUCCUUCUACCGGUAGUUUCACUGGGUAAAAAAAACUGCAAUAACUUGUUAUCUUUUGAUUAAAAGCUGAGAACUCUGACUGUAAUAUAUUCUAUAUAAAAAUUUGUCUAAGGAAAAAUAAAACUGCAGUGGGUUCCUUCAUUUGUUUUGGCAGCUUCAGUCUCAGUCAUUAGCACGCUGCUGGGCUUGUAUGGUCCUGGUGGAGAGGAGGGGGAAUGGAAUGAAGGUUACCCCUCACCACAUUGUGAUGGCAUUUACCUCUUUUCCCAGGCUUCAACAGUGCUGCCCACCAAGGCCCAGCUUUGUGGGGGCCCCCCUGAAGUCCUAAGUGCUGCGGGGCUCUCCGUCCCCGACCAGAGCCUGUCAAGGCUGUCCAGUCCAGCCCUGGUGCCAGCUAUCCCAAGUAGUUCAGUGAAAUGUGGGUUGCAUCCAUAGUUCACUGAUGAACAGGGGGUUGACGUGAAAGAAUUCAGUUUAGAAGUUUAAACAACAGGGCAAUACUUGACCAAGUCAAACUAUUUGGACAAUGCACAGUUGGGCUAAACUCCCCAAAAAGAUAACAAAUCCUCUAGCUCUGAGGAAAAGCGCUCCCCGGGAGGUGAAGGCGAGUCCUGAGGGGGUGCCCCUCUGCUGCAUCAGCUCACAGGAGCCAAGGUGGCCUGCCAGCACAGUGCUAAGUCAGAACUUUCCCCAUCCUUUGGGCUUCAAGCCACAUAUCGGGUGGUGCCUGGCCUGGGGAAGCUUGCCCCAAAAGUCUCUGAACAGUGAUCACAACAUUUUAGAAUUUCUGUAUGUACCAACAGGCGUCUAGGACAACUCUCUGCAGCCAACGCUCCAUGGGACACCUUUCCACAGCCGGCUCUCUGCAGAGCAGGCACUGCUGGUCCCUUGUGUUCCCAGUUGUCUGGGGCUGAGGAGAAUGCUCCGGUGGUGGGAUACCGUACCUGUAAAUCCCUCAGUGUAAAAACCAGCAAUGCUGCCCACUCAAAGAGAACAAAAUAACAACCCGGUAUUCGGUGCUCCCUCUGCAGUUGUCCCCAUGGAGAGCUGGCUGUGUAUGCCUGUCCUGCAGAAAGCUGUCCAUCACUGAGAGUUGGCUGCUGUGGAGAGUAGGAGCAGGAGGCUGGCCACAGAGAGCUGUCCCUUUCCUUUGGCAGUAAAGGAAAAAAGAAUCCCACUGCCAGAGUUGUACUGCACUCCCCAGUUCAAAGCUCAGUUGACUCCCUCCACCUGCAGCCCGCAGAACAGCUGAGCUCAGGGAACAGCUGCCAGGCUUUGAACUCAACGUACUCCUUUAUUCUGCUAAAAAUGUCAGCACUGCUGGCCCACAGAAUGAGUUGCACUGGAGAUGGGGGUGCAGGGUUCCCUUGGUGCAGCAGACGCCGUGUGUCCCAAGCUGCAUUCCCCCACUCCAGGUAAGGUUCCCCAUGGAGAGUUGGCUCCUUGCCCAAGCCCCAGCAGCCGGACAGUGGCAGGAGGCAGUGGAGAGGCCGAGGCAUGGCCCAAAAACUGCCCUGGCAUGGGGCGUGAGCCAGAACAAGGCGCAGGGUGCAAACCUGGCUGGUGGAAGUACAGCAGAGCAAGGUGCAAGUCUGCCAGUCUCAUCUUGAGGGGACUGCACUCUCAUUAUCUGCAGAGAAAUGUGAUUAGGAACAGAGUGAAAACAAAGCUGUUCCACAGAACUAGUACUAAAAUGUCCUUUAUUAGGGAGUUAAUAUCUGACUGUAAAAGUCAUAUUUUACAUAUUGAUCUUCAUUUCCAUUUUUAUUUGAAUAUUGCACUUACUUUCCCUUUUUUUUUAUGUCAGUCUCUGCCAGUAGCAUUACCCACGCAACCCCAUGCAAACUCAGCUCUACAUGUCACACCAAAUUCACAGGAACUAUCACCUACCCCACCUCUCCCCUGCCAAAACAAACAAACAAAAAACAAAAGAAAAAGGCAACACCAAGAAACCAAACCGCCAAAGAAAUGCAGCCAUCUCCAUAGGAUUUGGACAAGUUUUUCCGCAAAGGAUAGAGGCACCAGUCAGAACUAAUCUACUGGCUGGAGCACUUCCCAUACAAGGACAGGCUGAGAGAGUUGGGUUUGUUCAGCCUGGAGAAGAGAAGGCUCCGAGGAGACCUUAGAGCGACCUUCCAGCACCUCAAGGGGCUACAAGAAAGCUGGAGAGGGACUGUUCACAAAGGCUUGUAGUGACAGGACGAGGGGUGAUGGGUAUAAACUGGAGAGGGGCAGAUUUAGACUAGACAUAAGGAAGAAUUUCUUCACUGUGAGAGUGGUGAGGCACUGGCACAGGUUGCCCAGGGAAGCUGUGGCAACAGCUCCCAUCCUUGGAGGUGUUCAAGGCCAAGUUGCAUGGGGCCUUGGGCAGCCUGGUGUCCCUGCCCAUUGCAGGGGGCUGGAACGGGCUGAUGUUUAAGGUCCCUUCCAACCCAAACUAUUCUAUGAUUCUGUGAUUAUUCUGCAAAAUUGGCAAGAGGAAAAAUAACAUUACUUGAUGAAGCUACUAUAAAUACCUCCUUAACUGGACACAAACAUUUGGGGCCCAAUGACUUUCUUCAAAGGGAAGGAUGGUGUUCAAGGCCCGAGUACUGGGCCUGGGAGGAUGGCUCACGAGUUUGUAAACACUGACCCUCUGACCAGCAACACCUUUGCUCUGCAGCGUCAGCUCAGCUCACGGCUGCAGCUCACCCUUCGGGUUGACACCAAGCAGAUCCCCAGGCAGUGUUCCCAUGAGCGCCCUUGCUGAGCGGGCUUGUUGCUUAGCAAAAUUUAAUGCUGCUAGGUGAGAUACCCAUCUUCCCUGCACUAACCAAAAUAGGGUCCUGAUUAAAAAUCCUGCUAGGUUUUGAGAAAUCAAGAAUCUCCAUUCAGGAUGACGAAGGAAGAAUCAGCCCAGAAGCCUACACUAGAAAUAAUGAUUAAGUACAGCAGUUGCCUGAAUCUCAGUGAUGUUUAGCGGUGUUAUACAGAAAGCUAUAUAUAGCUGGCUUCCCACUAGUCUUAUCGGAACAAAACCAAACCAGCCUUGCUCAUUAGUAGCGCUGGUACACAGAGCCCCAGGGUAACUGCAAACAACUGCACUGGGGAAGGUUGUGAAAACCAAAUUCUCAUGAAAAUGGGCUUGCCUCAAAGAGCUGCUCACCUCAACACCCUGGCCGCUCAUAAAGAGAAAGCAAAGUAGAACUUGUUAUAAGGCAUUUAUUUUCAUUAUGUGUUGGAAAGGGACAAUUCUGUCUUCAAAACAAUUACAGAGAUAAUGCCACAAUACCUACUGUAUAUUGCUUUACUGUUGAAACCAAAACAUUGUCCAAAAAAGGUGCCUGGCAAAUGAAAAGAAAAUGAAUAUAUUACCAUUAAAAUCAAUGCUGUUAAAUGAAAGCACCAUCUUCAUUGUCAGAUCUGAUCAGUCAUGCAGUUGAAGUAAGACACCAAAUAGCAAGUAUUUUUGUUUUUUUACAGUAAGCCAUGAUCUUUUAAGGGUUUAUAUCAUUCUAUACAAAUUUAAGUACAAAAUGGGAAUUAUGUUUUAGAAACCAUAGUAAACCAGGCUGAAGCGAAUCACAAGACAUACUUGUUAACACUGUACAGCUGGAUUUGAACACAGAUACUUAUGAACUUGCAAAACUCAGCACAUACACAAAAUGGUCCCCAAGGUUUAGCCGUGCUUAAGUGAGGAGCAACGCUGGAGACUGAAGGAGAAUAUCCAACACUACGCACACCUGGAGGGCCAAUUUUCUCAAAACUGUUGGAAUCCCAAGGAAUUGUUGUUACUCCAUUUUAAGAAUGACUGCAUUUUAGUAUGUGAUUCUCGCAAGGGUAUACACAAGCUGUAUGAAAUACUGAAUCAGAAAUAAAUAAUAAAAGAUACAUCUAAUACAUCUUUUAUUUUUAGGGGUUUUUUUUGUACAGCACUGACUUUACAAGAGGAUAAACAACUCAUUUUUAGGGGCUGAUAACAUCUGAAACAAAGAAGUCACUAUUUUAUAUGCAACAUAUACUUAACCUUUUAAUAACUUUAUAUAUGUAUAUAUGACUUUUCACACAAAAAAUGUUAAAAUAAUUUAUAUCUAAAAACUACUGUGUAAAGUAUGAAGAAGGAUAUAAAAUGUGGGUUUCCUUAAAAAGGGAUGGAAGAGGAAGACCUGAUUUACAUGAACUCCAUUAACUGUUUCAGCUGUUUCUGGAGUUUCAAGAGAUUUCCAGGCCAUCAACACAAACUUCUCAACACAAACCCCUGCAAACUCACAGCAUGCCGGGCAAAGUCACCUGCUAAUGAGCUCAUGUGGCCCACAAGCAUCUGCUAGCAUCAGUUCCUGUGGAUUCAGGGUAGGAAAGGUGGAGAGAAGCAAAAAAUAGCUUCUCUGACUGUUGUUAAAAAAUACAGAGUGAAAUUCUGGACCACCAGCAUCAGGAUGUCCACUGGCCAGGACUUCACUCCCAAGCCCUACCUCUCCUCAGCCUCUUUCUGCAUCACAGAUACAGGAAGUUUCCACACAAAAACUGCCCCAGCAGCAGGGGUGGACCAGACCCCAACAGCCACCUGCAUGCACACAGUGAGAAUGAUCCCCUCUGCUUGCUACAGACGCUAUUGUGCUUGUGUUGAUAAGGAAUCGCUCUAACAUUUCCACAUGCACUUGCAUCCUCUCAAACUUCUACAAUCUGCAAUAAUUUCUGUGGCCACGUAAACAUGACAGAAUCCAAGGGGGGGUCCAGAAGCUAUCUGGUCAAAUACUCAAGCGUUGAUGGCCUGGAGCCACACAAAGUGAACAGGGAAAGGAAAGGUAGUGAAGAUGUGAACUUUUCUGGAGGUUACAUUCCUCUGAAAUAGAUAUUAAAGCAAUAUUACAAAUAAAAUCAGCCAUGUGAUCUGCAAUGGUGUGUCUGUAUAUCUAUGAAAGCAAGAGGAGAUUAUAUUAAAGAAAAUAUUUUAAUCUACACAAAGCAUUUUCACGUACUCCUAAUUACAAAACACACAGCUGCAAUACCAUAAAGUAAUUGUAUACUGAAUACAGAAAUCAAUACAUCUCUUACUAAAAAGGAGACAGGAAAAGAAAAUUAGCAGGGUAAUGCAAGAGAACUGCAACUGUGCACAUGGGGAGACUGCUACAAACUCAAACCAGACUCUAUUCACUAAAAAACCAAAAGACAUGAUUUUCUGCACAGCUGUGGAAGGCAAGGCUGCAAGCUAGUGUGACAAAGCCUGACUUACUUGUCACUGCUGCCACGCAAAGACUUUGGAAAACCCAUGUUAGCCUAAGAACUGAUAAGCCUGGUUUUUUUUUUCUUAUUGGAGGGGAACAAAAGAAGCAUUUUUCCCCUUGUUUCUCUCUUUUUUUUGCCAGGCAAUUCGAACACCUCUGGCCCCAUUUAUUCUGUUGCCUUUGGACUGCAUCCUGCCUCUUUUAUCUCCUCAAUAUUCCACCUGGCUCCUCCCUGGCUGGACACAGUUAAUCUGAAGAAGUUGAGGCUUUACCUUGAGCAAUCUCCAUUACCUUGGGAAGUUUUAGGGUCAGGUUCUUAAUUUGUACCUAUCUAUAAUGAAAAUAAAUAGCUGUUUUUCCAUCUGAGCAACCUGCUGCAGACAUCCUCUGCACUAACACUCACAUGUUCAGGACAGCAGCUUUACCAUUCCAACAGUCUGACUAGUAUUAAUAAAAACAGUGUAUUCUGUCUACUGACCAGCUUGCUCAAUUGGCUCCUUCAGCACGGAAGUUGAAUAGCCAGUCAUGUGGUUAACCAAAGGUAAAAAUCACUGGCCCACCAGCAGUUCUGCAUUACACAAACCACAGGUGUCAGCACCAAUGGUCCUUUAGCUAGGCUGCAUUUCUGCAGCUGGGUUUCAUAUAUCGAUGGGAUGUUCUGGAACAGUCAUUACAAACCCAAGCAUAACGCGGCAAAGGCAGCUAGAGGGGGAGGAGAAUGAUGAUGGCUUUACAUUGCAGGUGGUAAUUAAUACCACUCACGUUCUCUUCAACACAGAAAAACCUUCACCUACUGAAGCCAACUACAUAAUUACAGUGGAAACCAGAGUCCCAUCUCCUCCAUCACACUGACACAAAACCUGGAGGAAUUCCAGUCAAGCUAAUGGUGUUCUUGUGGAUUUCUAACAGUGAAGCAGAACAGAAUUAGAUCCCUAUGUAGCUAACUGGUGACCAUGUAAUUGCAAUAUAAUUGCUCCCAUCAACACAGCAAUAAUAGCUAUGCCUCUGAAAACACAGCAGAGCCUUUACCAACCCGCAAUAACAGAAUUCUAAAAGACAUUAUGGAAAAUCUCCCUCAGAUUGUCAGCAAUUUUAAGAGCAAGGGUAUUCCGGUGUGGUCUAAUAUUACUAGACUCCUCUACAAGACUACAGAAUAUUAACUUACUGCGAAGCUUAUCUUAAAUCAAAACUAUCCUUAACUUAUCAAAUGAGGCAGCAAUUCAGAAAAGCACUUUAGCACAGGCUUAAUAACAUAGGCAUGCUCGAAUGUUUUACAAUAAUGUAAUUGUAUGUCCAAAUACUUGGUAAUUUACAGUUUUGCCUUUUAAAAGUUGGUCUCUCAAUUCGCCCCUGUGAUUUAGCAACAUUCUAGUAUAUGAGCCAUAACAAUAAUUUCUGCAAGGAAAUAUAGUAAUACAGCAAUUGCAUGGUAAUUUAUGUGAAAACUCUAUUGUAAUGCCACAUCACAACAGGUACCUGCAUAUCUGCACCUGGUAAAUUAAAGUGAUACCGAUACAUUUGAUAAAUAAAAAAUAAAUUACAGACUAUGGGAAAAAUGUCACUGAUCAUACCAAUGACCUAAACUUGUUUUCUAGUUACUGCCAAGGUCUGGAGUAAUAUUUAAAUAUAGUAUUUCUGCAAGCCUUCAGAGAAUUACAAAAUAAACUUCUAACAAUCAUUUGUAAACAAGUUUAAAAUGCACAAUUAUAUUUCAGUAGUUUAUUUUGGAGAAACAAAGCAGUGCAAAAUAGGCCAACCAAAAUUCAGAAGGCAGCCAGGAAAAUAAAAUUCUUGUUUGAUGUUCUAACUAGGAAACAGCAUACAGACAUUUCCAUUGGAUCCAACACUCAGAUUUAUGUAAACAUACUUAGUUUGAAAGGUCUUGAGUUACUAACCCAGUUUUAACAUAAUUGCUUCUUUCCCACCACCCAAUCAAAAAAAGAAAACAAAAAACCAAAAAAAAACACCUCCAAGCAAUUGUAAUAAAAGGAGCAAAAAGCAAGUCUACAAACACUCCACCAGCCGGUUACAAGAAAGUACCAUACAAAAAUAUGCACUGGCAAGUUCCUUCCUGAGGGUAUCUUUUGUUACACAUGUAACAUGAAAAUACUUUUUAUUUUAAACAAAGAAAAACAAACCCCAAACUGCAGAUGUCAUUUUUUUUUCAGUCAUGGUUUUAUGAAAGGUUUGGUCUAUCAUGAAUACUUUUAUAAAGCCUUAGCUAUGUACAUCUAACUCACUCACACCACGACCACUCGAGACCUGCACGGGAUCCAGCAGCCUCAAGGUAUACAAGGGUUGUGAAGUGUGCCCAGCUCUGAACGGACCUGCAAUAGUUGAGGAAGUUGACUGCAUUUCUAUUCACCCUGGAAUUUGACAGAUACCACACCCAUAACCCCUGUAAAGCUGGAAUAAUCAUCUCUUCCCAGAUCACUCAAAAAUCCAACCCUGGCUAUGGAAAAUUCCCAAAAAUGGCACUUAGGGAACAAAUGCAAUUUCCUCUAAGGAAAAAAACCCACUGUUUACACAGAAGACCUGCUACACAACGCUCCUCGAAACUUCUUCCCCUCCAGGACUGGUACCAUCAGGUACGAUAGUGACACCUUUCAUGCAGUUUACUUCUCUCUCCAUGGUCUAUCUGGGCUUUAAGUCUUUCCUUUUGAGUAGAUAUUUAACACAUGAUACUAAACAAACUAGUAUUAGAAGCUGCAGUGAUGGAUGCUUUACAAAUACCUGUUACAGACAGAAAUUCCCGUAUCUGCAAGCUAGGAGUUUAAUUAAGGAAAUUUUCUUAACACGACCCAUCUUAAACGUAUUUUAGGGCUUAAAUGGGGAAGAAAAGGCCACUCUAACAAAAUAGUGUCUCUGCUCUCAGUGCUAACAGACUUGGAUAGUUCCAGUUUAGUGUUCAGAAUUGGCAAACAUUGCAGGAAUUCUCAACAGCACAAGAUGCUGCCAUACCAGAAGA